AGUCAACAAUUUUUAUAGCUUUCUUCCUCUCCAAAACCACACAAAAUCAAGAAAAGACAUUUGAGUUUAAGAUCCAGUUAACCAGAGAUGAGAGCCAACAACAACAACAACACAAGAGAAGAAGAGAGAAGCAGUUCUUCAAAGCAGCAGCAACCACAAGCUCCUAUGUCUUUGAAGAUCAUAGAUUCAUGUCUCAGACUAAGUGUGGUUCCUCUCAGUGUUGCAACCAUCUGGUUAACUGUCACUAACCAUGAAUCCAACCCUGACUAUGGCAAUUUAGACUACAACUCCAUCAUGGGUCUCAAGUAUAUGGUUGGUGUGAGUGCCAUAUCUGCUAUUUAUGCUCUGCUCUCUACUAUCUCUUCAUGGGUCACAUGUUUAGUCUCCAAAGCUUGGCUCUUCUUUGUUCCUGACCAGGUUUUAGCUUAUGUGAUGACAACAUCAGUAGCAGGAGCAACAGAGAUAGUGUAUUUACUUAACAAAGGAGACAAAAUAGUGACAUGGAGUGAAAUCUACAGGCAUGAACUUAUCUCAACCUCAACUAACGAAACUGAUCGAGUCAUUAAUCGUUGCUUUCUCCGGAAGAAGACCACACAAGAAACCAUUCAUCUCAAAGCUUUUCAGGUCGAAGAAUCAGAUUCGUACUCUUUCACCGUAUCCUAUCAACCAAAUCUCCGGAUUCGUCAUGAAAAUCUCGAUGGACACGAACUUAAGACCACUCUUGAACGUCCUCGCGAUCGUGCACUUCAACUCGAAGACAGCAUCCCAAAACAGUUUCUUGUCUCUCAAGAAACAUGUCUCGAACACGUCAUGAUCAUCUUGUCGGCGAUGUAUCUCCCGCAUUCGAUUCAAGAACGUCUUGUCCGUUAUAUCUCAACAGAAUCCGUUAAGUUCAGCAACCGCCGCCGCGGUAGAGGAGGAGGUUUGAAGGUAGAAGUUGACGUUAAAGUCGACGUGGAACAAUGGGUGAGGAUUGAUUGUUGUUGUAAACAAAAGGGUACUUGUCUGGUUCCGCCGAUGGAUUGUCCCAUUUGCUUAACGGACUUAUCUAGUGCGGUGAGUCGUAUGGAGUUAUCAUGCCCAUUUAUUUGCCUUAAAUCGGAAUCAAUAAGAAUUCUUCUUUUCUUUGUCUCCUCGACCAAAAUUCUCAUCAAAAUCAAACAAGAACCAAAGAGACGAAAUAUUCUCAGGUCAAAGCUUGGUGCUGGGUUUUCUUCUAUCUCUCUCAUGGAGACGAGCUCUGACUUGUCUUCCAGGGUUCGUCUUAACAUUGGUGGAAAGAAAUUUUGUACGACCAUUGAUACUUUGACUAUCCGUGAGCCAGACUCAAUGCUCGCAGCGAUGUUUAGUGGUCGACAUGCAAUGUGCCAGGAAUCCAAGAAGGGAUAUGUAUUCAUAGACAGGGAUGGAAAGCACUUCCGUCAUAUUCUAAAUUGGUUGCGUGAUGGCGUUGCUCCAAGUUUGUCAGAUCCUGAUUGUUCUGAACUUUUGCGCGAAGCAGACUACUAUCAGCUUCUUGGGCUGAAAGAUGGAAUAAAAGAUUCGAGAAGAGAAGUUGGUGAAGUAGAAGCUGAAUUAACGCGUAUAGAUAUCAUCAAAUGUAUACAAUCCGAAAGAGUCAGGUUCCGAGGAGUUAAUCUUUCUGGAAUCGAUCUUUCUAAACUGGAUCUAUCCCUUGUGGAUUUCAGCUAUGCUUGUCUCAGGAAUGUGUUUUUCUCUCGUACAAAUCUUCAAUGUGCCAAAUUUCGGGAUGCUGAUGCUGAAGGCUCCAUCUUUCACAAUGCUAUUUUGCGCGAGUGUGAGUUUACCAGUGCAAAUCUUAGAGGAGCGUUGUUAGCUGGUACAAAUCUUCAGAGUGCAAAUUUACAAGAUGCCUGCUUAGUGGACUGCAGCUUCUGUGGUGCAGAUCUCCGCACUGCACACUUGCAGAAUGCGGACCUUACAAAUGCCAACUUAGAAGGAGCAAAUCUAGAAGGUGCAAAUUUGAAGGGUGCAAAAUUGAGUAAUGCCAACUUCAAAGGAGCAAACCUUCAACGAGCUUACUUGAGGCAUGUGAAUCUGCGAGAAGCGCAUUUGGAAGGAGCAAACCUCGGUGGCGCUAAUAUGACUGGUGCUAUUCGAUAAACUCCAUUUGUUCAGACUGACUGUAAGUCUCGUCGUCUUAUAAAUGAUUUGUAACUGC
Arabidopsis arenosa is the source of this 2182-nucleotide messenger RNA. Lineage: Eukaryota; Viridiplantae; Streptophyta; Magnoliopsida; Brassicales; Brassicaceae. The record is from the annotation of a GenBank genome assembly.